GUGUUUUCAUCUAUGGGGAAACUGCUGGUAAGGGCUAAAAUACAAGUCACCGAGAAAAUGUUCCUCGUAAUGUAUCCAAUGUAGGCCAAAUGUUACGCUCUUCGCUUCGGUCACCUUAAUACAAACGCGACGAAAGAAAUAAAGUGUCCUGGUGUACAGUGAUAAAGGAGAGAUAUCUGGGUUUAAGACCAGCUUUAAGGAAUGUUUUUUCUUGUGUGGAAGGCUUGCGGUAUGAGGGAACUGGUGACGGCGUGUGUCUGGAUGUUGCUGCUGCACCUGUCUCGGGGGAGGGUCAUCAUUAAGGAUCAAAAUGUGUUCCUGCCAGAGCAAUCAGCAAGCCAUUUCUUAUCACGCUCUCUUCUCUACAACUCCUGGGAUUUUGAGAUGGUGGUACAAGGCAACAUCGAAAGAGAGUGUAUUGAGGAGCUGUGCUCCUAUGAGGAAGCCCGGGAAGUGUUUGAAGAUGACACUCAAACGGCAGUAUUUUGGCAAGACUAUGUCAACAGUCAAGAGUCCGUUGUCAGGGUGGACGUACCAGGCCUGGUAGCUGGCCUCAUGGCCUUGGUACUGGUGGCUGUCAUUGCCACUGUGCUUGGUUGCUAUUUCUAUAAGAACCGAGGCAAGAGUGUGAGCAGAAGUGGCAAUGCACCUGUACAGCUCUCAGAUGCACGACCUCCUGAGUCCAUCCCACUAUCAGGGAACGCUGUUCCAGGGCUGCCCUCCUACUCGGAUGCUCUCAACCGCAGCGGGCAGUAUGAUGCACCCCCUCCACCAUACUCAGGGGGAGCACCGUCGGAGGCUCCAGGGUCUGAAGCGGGGGACUGAAAUCUGGACAUGGAACUUCAGAGGACAGGCGGAAAGAGGGGGCUUUAUGGCUUCUCUUGCAUUCAUAAUAACAUAAAAUACUGGCAAAAUAUACAUUUUCAGAGGAUAAUAGGCUUUCAUAGUUUUGAUUAAUGACCUGACCAUUGUAUUUCACUGUAGAUUAAUUUAUGAAUGUGGUGGGGGAAAAUGUGUUUUCCCAUACAUUAUAGAACAUGUAGAACAUUCAAUUUUUUAAAUAAAAUAUGUUUUUACAA
Messenger RNA from Sardina pilchardus (European sardine), 1079 nucleotides. RefSeq names its product proline rich Gla (G-carboxyglutamic acid) 2 (gene prrg2). The transcript has 7 exons. Gene Ontology annotation, molecular function: calcium ion binding. Gene Ontology annotation, cellular component: extracellular region; plasma membrane. NCBI's taxonomy places the organism in Eukaryota, Metazoa, Chordata, Actinopteri, Clupeiformes, Clupeidae. Bases 202 to 825 code for a protein of 207 amino acids. The record is from RefSeq and is a predicted model, not a curated record.